UCACAUGUACUGUCCCGUAGGAGGAGGAGGCGCAGGAAGACGCCAGGGAGAUCCAGCAGGGGAAGCCCUACCACUGGAAGGACUGGUCCAUCAUCAGAGGGAGGGACUGUCUCUACAUCUGGUCCGACGCCGCGGCGCUUGAACUCUCCAACGGCUCCAACGGCUGGUUCCGCUUCAUCCUGGACGGGAAGCUGGCCACCAUGUACUCCAGCGGGAGUCCAGAGGGGGGGUCGGACAGCUCCGAGUCUCGCAGUGAGUUCCUGGAGAAGCUGCAGCGAGCAAGGAGUCAGGUGAAGCCAGUGACCGUCAGCCAGCCCAUCCUGUCCAGCGUGGGUCCCACCAAGCUGACCGUGGGGAACUGGUCCCUGACCUGCCUGAAGGACGGAGAGAUCGCCAUCCACAACUCGGACGGACAGCAGGCCACCAUCCUGAAGGAAGACCUGCCGGGCUUCGUCUUCGAGUCCAACAGAGGAACCAAGCACUCGUUCACUGCCGAGACUUCGCUGGGCUCAGAGUUUGUGACCGGCUGGACGGGGAAGCGAGGCAGGAAGCUGAAGUCGAAGCUGGAGAAGACGAAGCAGAAGGUGAAGAGCAUGGCGAGGGAGCUGUACGACGAUCACUUCAAGGCCGUAGAGAGCAUGCCCCGAGGAGUGGUGGUCACGCUGAGGAACAUCUCCACACAGCUGGAGUCUGCCUGGGAGCUGCACACCAACAGACAGUGUAUCGAAGGGGAGAACACAUGGAGGGACCUGAUGAAAACGGCUCUGGAGAACCUGAUCGUAGUUUUAAAAGAUGAAAACACCAUUUCUCCGUACGAGAUGUGUAGCAGUGGCCUGGUCCAGGCUCUGUUCACCGUCCUCAACAAUAGUAUUGAACUGGACCUGAAACAUGAUUGUAAGCCUUUAAUGGAGAGGAUCAAUGUCUUUAAGGCGGCUUUCAGCGAGAAUGAAGACGAUGAAAGGUAACACAGGGUUGAUUUCCUCUAGAGCUGCAAA
Molecule: messenger RNA, 995 nt
Organism: Sander lucioperca (pikeperch)
Lineage: Eukaryota; Metazoa; Chordata; Actinopteri; Perciformes; Percidae
Product: E3 ubiquitin-protein ligase HECTD1-like
Exons: 5
Coding region: 201-965 (254 amino acids)
Biological process (GO): protein K63-linked ubiquitination; proteasome-mediated ubiquitin-dependent protein catabolic process; anatomical structure development
Cellular component (GO): nuclear speck
Molecular function (GO): ubiquitin protein ligase activity
Source: RefSeq, a predicted model, not a curated record